GUACCUUGAUUAAGGGAAGUAUUUCCUAAAUGCCCAAUAAGAUGUCCACAUAGUACAUGCCAUAGAAAUAACAAAUCACAAGUCUGUUUGUGUUGGCAUUGGGCAGGUAGGUUUGCGGUUAUAACAAUUAACUUGUUUUGUUACUAGGACAGACAUAAAAAAAGUUGUCAAAAUUUAAAAGCUUUCAUUUGCAAGUUAGAGAAUAGUUCACAUAGCUCUGUCUACAACAUAAAUCUGAUUGUACAUAGGGAAACAAACCUCCCUAAAGAUUUUUUAAACGUAUCUUCUUAUUCUGACAUCUGUUUGUAUUAUCAGGCAACAAAAUCAACAUAAAAAUGCGUGAAGUGGACAUUUCUGAAAUCCCUUUCCUUCCAGAAUGCCACUAGACAAUUUCUUCAUUACAUAUUAAAGAUUCUUGCAUUCUUUGCUCAAAUGUUGUCAGCACCAUUGUAGGCUCCACCAUGGUGCAGAAGUAUCAGUCCCCAGUGAGGGUGUACAAACAUCCUUUUGAACUGGUCAUGGCAGCAUAUGAGAGGAGGUUUCCCACCUGUCAUCUGAUCCCCAUGUUUGUGGACAGUGAUGUGAUCAGUGAGGAGACCAGUGAGGAUCGGUCUUUUCAUAAGAUUGAGAGGAGGUGUAAACUUGAUGUGGAUGCACCACGACUUCUCAAACGGAUUGCAGGCGUGGAUUACGUCUACUUCAUUCAGAAGAACUCUCUGAACCACAGAGAAAGAACUCUUCAUAUUGAAUCUCACAACGAAACCUUCUCCAACAGAGUCAUCAUUCAUGAACUCUGCUGUUACUCGGUUCACCCAGAAAAUGAAGAAUGGACAUGUUUUGAACAAUCUGCCAGUCUGGACAUCAAAUCUUUCUUUGGUUUUGAGAGCACAGUGGAGAAGAUCGCCAUGAAGCAAUAUGCCAGCAGCAUCAAAAAGGGUAAGGAGAUUAUUGAAUACUACCUGAGGGAGCUAGAAGAGGAAGGUAUAACUUAUGUACCUCGGUGGAGCCCUUGCCCACCAUCACCCACAAAGCCAGUGGUGCCAGUUGUUAUUCCUGCAUUGCCUAUCACUCCCACAAUCUCCAUUGAAGCCCCUCCUGAGAGCGUGAAUGAGAUUCAAGUGUGUAAAGAGGGCAGCAGUCCUACGGGCAGCCUGAACGACGCCCUUGUAGCCAGUCCAGAUGAUAAACUGGAUGCAGACUACAUCAAACGGUAUCUGGGUGAUCUCACACCCCUUCAGGAGAGCUGUCUGAUUCGCCUGCGCCGCUGGUUACAGGAGACACACAAGGGCAAGAUCCCAAAAGAUGAGCAUAUUCUACGGUUCCUGCGUGCACGGGACUUCAACAUAGAUAAGGCACGGGAGAUCCUUUGUCAGAGUCUGACCUGGAGGAAGCAGCAUCAGGUAGACUACCUCCUGGACACCUGGAGCUCUCCUCAGGUGUUGCACGAUUACUAUACUGGAGGCUGGCACCACCACGACAAGGAUGGCCGUCCUCUGUAUAUCCUACGCCUAGGACAUAUGGAUACUAAAGGACUGGUUCGAGCACUUGGAGAAGAAUCACUGCUCAGACAUGUGCUGUCAAUCAACGAAGAGGGUCUGAGACGCUGUGAGGAGAACACCAAAGUCUUUGGUCGGCCAAUUAGUUGUUGGACAUGUCUUGUCGAUCUUGAGGGGCUCAAUAUGAGGCAUCUGUGGCGUCCUGGAGUCAAAGCUCUGCUUAGGAUUAUUGAGGUGGUGGAGGCCAAUUACCCAGAGACCCUGGGCCGUCUACUCAUCCUCAGAGCUCCCAGAGUCUUUCCUGUCCUGUGGACGCUGGUGAGCCCUUUCAUUGAUGAGAAUACACGAAAGAAGUUUCUGAUCUAUGCAGGAAAUGACUACCAGGGCCCUGGCGGUCUUGUGGACUACAUUGAUAAAGAGAUCAUCCCUGACUUCCUUGGAGGAGAGUGUAUGUGUGAAGUGCCAGAGGGUGGCUUGGUUCCCAAGUCUCUGUACAGAACUGCAGAAGAACUGGAGAAUGAUGAGAUCCGGCUGUGGACAGAGACUAUUUACCAGAGUGCCAGCAUCUUCAAAGGAGCGCCACAUGAGCUACUUAUUGAGAUCAUUGAUGCCUCCUCAGUCAUCACUUGGGACUUUGAUGUAUGUAAAGGUGAUGUGAUCUUCAAUAUCUACCACUCUAAACGAGCUCCACAGCCGCCAAGGAAAGAUCCGCUGGCUACCCAUGGCAUCACCUCUCCUGCAGGCAACAACGUGCAGCUUAUAGAUAAAUCCUGGCUGCUGGGACAGGACUACAGCAUGGUGGAGUCACCCCUCACCUGCAAAGAGGGAGAAAGUGUGCAGGGUUCACAUGUGACACGAUGGCCAGGUUUCUAUAUUUUGCAGUGGAGGUUCCACUCUAUGCCAGCAUGCGCCACCACAAACCUACCUCGGGUGGACGAUGUUCUGGCUACUCUGCAGGUGUCCUCUCACAAGUGCAAAGUCAUGUACUACACUGAGGUUCUGGGCUCAGAGGACUUUAGAACGGCUUGCUGCGAUGUGCAGAGUUUGGGCUCAAUGACCAGUUUGGAAUCCAGUCACAGUGGUUUCUCUCAGCUCAGCGCUGCCACCACAUCCUCCAGCCAGUCACAGUCCAGCUCUAUGAUCUCCAGGUAGAAGGGAAAGAAAUUUAGGCUCUAAAAUGUUUUAAUAGUUCAGUUUCUUGAUUCUCAAUAAACCCCAUUACUACUCUUACUCUGUUAUCUAUCCCAACACUGUAUCACUCCAUGUCAAGGACCUGAAGCAUGCUCGCUCAACUAUAAAGAGUAUAAAAAUAUCGUUACCUGAAAAUAUUCUGGCGGUGGCCGGGUUUUUUUUUUUUAAGGGCUUAAAGCUGCUUUUCCAUAGCGCUCAGCUGGGCUGCAAGUCAGUUCAUAGGCCGAUUGUGCUUUGUGUGAGUGUCCAAAGGAGCUCACACUUUAACGUGCAUUUCUACAUUUCCCAUGAGCUGCUUGCUGAACUACGCAAUACAUGUUCUUCAAAUUGGGAAAGAGCCUGAAAUCAACACGCCCACUUACACAUCUCAAAUACUCCACAUACUUACUUAUAUGCACUUAGUUCUGCCAUAUCACUAGGAGCUCAUCCUCUUGGUAAACUGUUGUUAGGUCAUUGGGUGGGCUUCUGCAAUAAUUUAGAAUAAUUUGAACUAUUUGAAUUUGUAUUUAUCAAAAAAUGUUUAAGGAGGCUGGGUUAAGUCUUCUUGGGUGCUACAAGCUUGUUUCUUCAUUGUUAGUGUGUGGCUAGAUUGCGGUUUGAAAAUGGCAAAGUGUUUAGUGAAAUAGUCACAGUACUGCUUUAUGGGUUAGCUUGAAUUUUGGCUUUGUGGAAAUGCCUGAUAUCGAACCUCAGACUUGCUGCUGAUCAGUUCCUAUGCAGUAAGCCAAUCAGUGCAUGGAAUGGUCAUUCAUAUUAAUAGGUCAAAGCAUUUUUUUAAUCAACGCUUUACUGGAAGACAGGCUGUGUAAAUUUUUGUAGUGAAUUUUAUCAUUGCACCAACAGAAUACGUAAAUUAGUUUUUAUUUUUCUGUAUUAUUAUAAUUGUUUUUUCCUUUGGUAUUUUGCCUCUUUGUUUGGUGGUUUCUAUUAGCAAAAACUUGAAAUGGAGUGAAGUGACACAAUCCAGUGAAACAUGCUCCUUAAAGACUCUUUGUUCAGGUUAGAAUAUCAAUCACAAUUUAAAACAAAAUGCUCAGUAAUUGUCUGGAUGAGAGCAUGUCCAUUAAUCCAGGUGACUUGUUUGACAACCUGCACAAGAAACUAGUGUCACCUGCUUAAUGUCCUGCGAGAAUAUGUUUCUGCAUCUAGGUGAGGCUUGCCUAAGGACAUUUAACAUGCACCAGUUGUUUGAAUGAUGCUGGAGCCAGUAGUCUGAAGAUACUCCUUUCCUUAAUUUCUCUGCAUUAUUAGUCCUAACCUCAUGGACAGGACACUUUAGGGAAAAGGAGAUUGUUACACUUAACAACUAGUUUUUACAUGUAAUUCCUUGAAUGUUGAUACAUAAUAUGAUACAUUUAUAAUGUACUAGUAUUCUGGAAGUGUAAUAACAGUAAAAAAAAGUAAAGGAGGAACAAGUAAUAAUUUGUUAAAAUAAAUUUUAUUUUGUCAUGAAGGCUUUUUAGGAUUAUUUUACAACUGUUAAGUUUAUGGGUGGAUGUUUUUUAGCAUGCCGUAUGGUCGUAAAUGCAAUACAACUUUAAAUGCUAUUUGGGUUUCUAUGGAAUUCCUAUAUCAAGCUACCAUCCCUUAAAACUUCUAAACACCUUUGAAGCACAUAUUCUGAACCAUGUGUACUUUGUAAUCCUGUCAUUUGACUACAAACUGCCAGUCAGGUAGGAUUUUCAGAGCUUAUGGUUCUAGAAUUUAACAUUGUUUAACCAUGCACAAGUUAGUAGACUUGUUUUAUGCUUAGAGUUCAGGAAAAAGUGAGAGAUUCUAUUUACAGUACAAUUUUUAAAAUCUUUAACAAAUUGCUGUUUUAAUGCAAAAAUCGACAUAGGACAAAUGUGUCAGGUGUAACUCUAAUGCUUUACUGUGAAGAGAAUUUUAUGUGAUUUGUAUGAAUGUUUGUUUUUUCCCCUUCUUUCACUUAUCAUUUUCAGCCGUCUAAUGUGGUAUGUCUGUGCUAACAGAUGCAAGCAUCUAUACAGUAAAUGUAUAAGGGCCACUGAUGUGUCCAAAAACCACACACUCUCUCUGACAUGCGUACACACACACACACACACACACACACACACACACACACACUUGUAGUCUUCCUUAUACACCUGUCUUUAACUGAACAAGUGUGUUUGAGAAGUAAAUAUAGGGGCUUUCACAUCUACCCAGCAUUCCACAAACAAACACCAACUUAAAAGGGGGGGGGGGUCAUAGAAUCUCAACUUUUCUAUGUAAUGAUAAUGCUCAUCAUUAAAAAACGCCAACCUGGAUUGUCUGAAUAUCUGUAUAUGAGGGCUAUUAACUGUUUGUCUAUUGUUUUCUCCCUCUACUUCUAUACUCCUGUUACAUAUCUGUUUAAACUCUGUAUGUAAAAGAAAUAUUGAAUUAAUAUACAAUUUUAGCGCCUUUACAUUUUUCAAAGUUAUUAAAUUUGAAUUAAAGAAA
Molecule: messenger RNA, 5132 nt
Organism: Cyprinus carpio (common carp)
Lineage: Eukaryota; Metazoa; Chordata; Actinopteri; Cypriniformes; Cyprinidae
Product: SEC14-like protein 1
Exons: 17
Coding region: 462-2648 (728 amino acids)
Biological process (GO): negative regulation of RIG-I signaling pathway
Cellular component (GO): cytosol; cytoplasm
Molecular function (GO): RIG-I binding
Source: RefSeq, a predicted model, not a curated record